AUGAGCGCCACGCUCCUGCGUUCCGGGCGGCUGACGGUCACGUGCUUCAUGCGAAAGGCCGGCCUCCACCUCUCAGCCCGCGCCAACGGUGAACGACGUUACACCAAGAAACACGAAUGGGUCCUCGUCGAAAAUGGCAUCGGCACCGUCGGCAUCACCGAAUUCGCCGCGUCGGCCCUCGGAGAUAUCGUCUUUGUCGAACUCCCCGAAAUCGACAAAGAAUUCGGGAAAGGCGACUCGAUUGGAGCUAUCGAAUCUGUGAAGGCCGCCUCCGACAUUUAUACGCCAAUCGCCGGGACGGUUGUCGAGCGAAACACACAGUUGGAGGACACGCCGAACACUAUCAACAAAAGCCCGCUGGGCGACGGGUGGAUCGCCAAGCUGAGGGUGAAGGACGAUGGCGAACUACAGCAGCUGCUCACCGAGGCCGAAUACAACAAGUUCAAGGAGGAAGAGGAGGGCGCCCAU
Molecule: messenger RNA, 468 nt
Organism: Mesorhabditis spiculigera
Lineage: Eukaryota; Metazoa; Nematoda; Chromadorea; Rhabditida; Rhabditidae
Source: the annotation of a GenBank genome assembly